Messenger RNA from Meloidogyne enterolobii, 2460 nucleotides. NCBI's taxonomy places the organism in Eukaryota, Metazoa, Nematoda, Chromadorea, Rhabditida, Meloidogynidae. The record is from the annotation of a GenBank genome assembly.
UAUAAUAAUAAUGGGUAUUCUAAACCCUUGUUGUGUUUUAAAAUAUUUAUUAGUUGCUAUUGCAACAUUUCCUUCGUUUAUAAAUGCGCAAAUGGAUUGUUCAGCAGCGCCGACUUCUGCCCUUAGAAUUGUUUGUGAACAAUUGCAUCGGUGGGAUAAGAAUGCUAGGGAAGCCCCAGCAGUUACCACUUCAAUCCCUCUCCCUCCUGCCAUUCCUGGACUUCCUGCACCCCUGCUUGCAGCCGAACUUGCACCAGUUGCUUCAACACCCUAUCAGUGUAUGGAUAUUGGUUGUCUUUGUAAUUAUUUAGGAGGAAAUGGCCAGACUGGAACAAAUACAUGUUCAUUAGCGACUGUAAGAAAAUCAGUUCGUAAAGAAUAUAGAAUGUUGAGUGAUGAUGAGAGAGCUCGUUUUCAUGCAGCUCUAAAAGCAAUUAAAGCAAGUGGAGAAUAUGAUAGAAUAGCCACAAUUCAUUCACAAUUUGCUACAGCCGGGAGUGCUCACAGCGGUCCAGGAUUUUUACCUUGGCAUAGAGAAUUUGUCAAAAGAUUUGAAAUAGCUCUCAAACAAGUUGACCCUCGAGUAUCACUUCCAUAUUGGGAUUCGACGUUGGAUGGUAUUUUGCCGGCUCCUAAAGAUUCUGUGAUGUUUUCUAAUGACUUUAUGGGAACGACUGAUGCUGCCGGAAAUUUAAUUGGAGGAGAUUUUGGUGGAUGGCGGACACUUACUGGACGUGCAAAUGUUCUUAGACGUGUUGGUGCUGAUGGAAAUUGUUUUCGUGAAAGAGAUAUUCAAUGGCUUUUACAACAGACUAGUAUUGAAAUGGUUUUAAGCUUCUCAGCUCCACAGGCUGGAUGCACAGCAUCUACUAGUUUCGACGCUUUAGAGUAUACACACGGCAACGUUCACAUUUUUAUUGGAGGUGAUAUGAAUGAUCAGUCAACCUCUGCCAACGAUCCAAUAUUUUGGGUUCAUCACGGUUUUGUGGAUAUGAUUUGGGAAUUAUGGAGGUUAAGUAGACAACAGAAAGGUGAACGUGAAACAAGUUACCCUAUGGACCAGGCGCAAUGUGCAGCUCCUCAACACUUCGCUUCUGCUAGAAUGCGACCUUUUGAACCAUGGAACAACAUUGACGGUCUAAGCAAUAAAUACACGGAUAACAUGUAUGAAUAUGCUCCACGUCCUACAUGUGCAAUGGGACCUAACUGUGGAUCUAAAUGGCUCUUCUGCGAUAAAUCUCGUCAACCAGGGCGGUGUGGUGCAAAAAUAAAAAUUGGAGGAAAUUGUCAAGGAUAUGUUGGAGGGGAAGAUGUCUGUGCACAUGGAGAAUGCCAAGGAGGAAUAUGCGUGCAAACUACUCAAACAACAACAACACAAAAGCCCAUUACCGCCCCAACUCAAGCACCUCUUAAGCCAGUCCAUAUUGCUUGUUAUAACGAACACGAAUGUUGUUCUGUUUGGGCGGGUAAAGGAGAAUGCCAAAGAAAUCCAACUUAUAUGAAUGCAUGGUGUAAAGCUAGUUGCAGACAAUGCCAACCUGAUUAUAAUAUUGGAUUGGAAUGCGGUGAUCGACACAAAAAUUGCCGACAAUGGUCUGGAAUAGGAGAGUGUCAACGCAACCAAUUUUGGAUGACAGAGAAUUGUCGACAAGCCUGUGGAAAAUGCCAAGUUUCGAGGGCUCAAGUUUGUAGUGGGGGACAGGGAAGCAAAACAAAUCAAAACAGAGUAACACAAGCUCCACCCCAACAAGCAAAAUGUCAAUCCCCUGGCUGUUUUAACGAAAAUAUUUGUUGUCAAUUGUGGGGAGCAAUGGGAGAAUGUCGCAAAAACCAAGCUUGGAUGACUUGUAAUUGUCGAGUAGCUUGUGGAAUGUGUUAUUCCGAAGAUUAUGAUUAUGGAACUUGUAGCGAUUACCACAAUCAAUGCGGACAAUGGGCAUCGCAAGGAGAAUGUAAUAAAAAUGGGUGGAUGUUGGAAAAUUGCAAAAGUAGUUGUAAUACUUGUGUUUCUUUCUUUCAACUUAGACAACUUUGUCGCGGUGCGCGUUCUGGACGCAAGAAGCGGGGGAAUGAAGUCUCUUCUCUAGGUUUUCCUCCUUCUAUUGAGGUGGACAAUGUUAGCUUUUCGAGGAUUGUGGUAAUUUUAACUUUAUUAUUCUGAUGAGAAUGGUGUUAAGUUUAGCUUAGUCUGAAGGGAACACAGGAGCUAGUCUUAAAGGCACAUAGGGGGUAGCCUGAAGACACAGGGUGUAAUCUGAAGGGCACUUAGGGGGUAAUCUGGAGGGAACAUGGGGGAUAGUGUGUAUGGAACAGGUGAUGGAACAUGAGGGGUAGUCUGAACGGAAGAUAGCUAGUCUCAAGGGAACAUAAAGGAUAGUCUAAAGAGCACAUAGGAGAUAAUCUGAAGGGAAUAUGGGAGGUAAUAUGUGAAACGAUUAUCAGCCCAAAGUUAAACUUAUA